CCUGCUUUGGCGGUACUCGCGCGCAUGUUAAGGAUGAGUGAGAAUGUCGCUGGCGUCACAUUGGUCGCUUUUGGUAAUGGCGCACCAGAUAUAUUCAGCAGCCUAGCUUAUCUCGAAAGCAAUACGCAUCGUUUGUACGCAGAUAUUUUCGCUUCCGCACUCUUUGUGGUCCUCAUUGUGGCUGGCGUUAUCUUUUAUGGUUUUCCAUUUGUGGCACAACCCUAUUUACUGUUACGCGAUGUGCUCUUCCUUCUACUCGAUAUUUGUGUUAUCGAUUUUAUAAUUAAGAAAGAUAAUGCUCUAUCCUUGCUUGAUAGUGUGAGUGAGUAUCGUUAUGUAAUUAUCUACAUAUGUUUAUAUAUUUUAUUUAUGUAUUGUUUUUGUAUUUUAGUCACACUUUGCAUUUACUUUUGUUACUUAUUUGUGGUCAUAUUUGAUCAGUAUCUAGUGCGACGCGCCACAAAGAUAUUGCAAUACAGAAGGAAUACCUUGAAGAGACUCUCCAAUAUGGAACUUAUUCGUCUCAAUGACCUGCGUACACAGGGUGUGAUUCGGCAGCAAAAGCGGUUGUCUUUUUUGGAUCGUCGUGAACCAAGUGUCAUAUAUACAGAUUCAAUGCAUUCGACCUUACCAACACUUUGGCAACAAUUCUAUUUAAGCCUCAAGCCAUAUGAUGAAAGCGAAUGGGAAGGAGCCAAACUGCCGACGAAAGGCUUCAUUAUAUUGCGUUUGCCGAUAUUGGCUAUACUCAAGAUAUUCAUACCAAUCACCGAUCAAGGCGAAGAAGGACACGGCUGGUCCCGGCUCUUGAAUUGCGCACAAAUAGUCUUAUUGCCAUCGUUUAUUUGCUAUGCUACCCUGAGCAAGUAUUCUCUAUUUGAUUUACCCAUUUUCGUAUGGUCCAUGUUGAUAGCAUUUCCAAUAGCAUGUAUAGUGUUUGUUAAAUCGACCACGAAUCGUACACCACUUUAUCAUCAGUAUUUCUCCAUUCUCAGCGUGGCCGGUUCGCUAUUCGUUGUGCGCAUUUGCUGUGCAGAGAUCGUCAAUGUGCUCGCUGUUCUCAGCAUCUUUACUGGUUUGAGUAGUUCCUUUUUUGGCGUCACGCUCUUAUCUUGGGCAAAUAGCAUUGGUGACUUGAUUGCUAAUCAAUAUUUGGCUCGACAAGGCUAUCAAAAUAUGGCACUCGCCGCUUGCUUCGGUGGACCUCUAUUCAAUUCUCUACUGGCGGUUGGCUCAACUUUGCUAUAUAAAACGCUAACAUAUGAGGACUUUAUGAUUAAGGAAUUUGGUGAAGGUGUGAUGGGCGAGAAUUGCACUAUAUUCCUUAUAAUAGGCUUGUUUGCCAUUUUACUGGGUGCUCUCACCACAGACUUCUAUUUUCGCCCCAGUUUCGGUGUUUAUGUUAUAAUUAUGUAUUGCUGUUUUUUCUUAUAUAAUAUUCUUGGUGAAUUUGAAGUGAUACAUCCAUAUGGCACCGAUCACAGAAUGGAUCAGGCCAUCGAACCGGAACUUUAA
This is a messenger RNA of Bactrocera neohumeralis, 1515 nucleotides long. Its product is annotated as mitochondrial sodium/calcium exchanger protein-like. Lineage: Eukaryota; Metazoa; Arthropoda; Insecta; Diptera; Tephritidae. Gene Ontology annotation, cellular component: membrane. Gene Ontology annotation, molecular function: calcium:sodium antiporter activity. Bases 25 to 1515 code for a protein of 496 amino acids. Gene Ontology annotation, biological process: transmembrane transport; monoatomic cation transport; intracellular calcium ion homeostasis. The record is from RefSeq and is a predicted model, not a curated record. The transcript is spliced from 7 exons.